AUGGCGGCUACAAACACACAUCUCAUUUCCCGCACUCCAUUUCUUCCCAAAUCCUUACCCAAACCCCCCAGCAGCUCCUUAUUCCUCAAACCCAUUUUACCCAUCAAGUUCGCCUCUAGAACUCUCGCUCUUAGGGCUGCCCUGUCAACCGCCUCUGAACCCAAAACGACCCAGAAAUUUCAGCACUGUUUUACGAAAUCCGAUGAUGGGUUUUUAUACUGCGAGAAUCUUAAGGUUCAGGAAAUCAUGGAUUCGGUCGAAAGACGGCCCUUUUAUCUUUACAGCAAGCCCCAGAUUACUAGAAACGUUGAGGCUUAUAAGGAUGCAUUGGUAGGCUUGAAUUCGAUAAUUGGUUAUGCUAUUAAGGCGAAUAAUAACCUCAAGAUUUUGGAGCAUUUGAGAGGGUUAGGUUGUGGGGCUGUCCUGGUCAGUGGUAAUGAGCUAAGGCUAGCGCUCCAUGCUGGCUUUGAUCCCAAGAGGUGCAUCUUCAAUGGAAAUGGCAAGCUGUUGGAGGAUCUUGUGCUAGCUGCUGAAGCAGGUGUCUUUGUAAAUGUUGACAGUGAGUUUGACUUAGAGAAUAUAGUUGCUGCAGCAAGAAUUGCUGGAAAGAAAGUGAAUGUUCUAUUGCGAAUUAAUCCAGAUGUGGAUCCUCAGGUCCAUCCAUAUGUUGCUACUGGGAACAAGAACUCUAAAUUUGGUAUCAGAAACGAAAAGCUGCAGUGGUUUCUUGAUGCUGUGAAGGCGCAUCCUACUGAACUAAAACUUGUUGGGGCACAUUGCCAUCUUGGUUCAACCAUUACGAAGGUAGACAUUUUCAGAGAUGCUGCUGUUCUGAUGGUUAACUACAUUGACCAAAUCCGGGAGCAAGGAUUCGAGAUAGAUUACUUAAACAUUGGAGGUGGUUUGGGAAUUGAUUAUUAUCAUGCUGGAGCUGUCCUUCCUUCCCCAAGAGAUUUAAUAGACACGGUUCGGGAGUUGGUGCUUUCACGAAAUCUCAAUCUCAUAAUUGAACCUGGCAGAUCACUUAUUGCAAAUACUUGUUGCUUGGUUAAUCGCGUCACUGGAGUCAAAACUAAUGGAACUAAAAACUUCGUUGUGAUUGAUGGCAGUAUGGCAGAACUGAUUCGUCCCAGUCUCUAUGAUGCUUAUCAACACAUUGAGCUGGUUUCUCCUCCUCCAAGUGAAGCCGAGAUUUCCACUUUUGAUGUUGUGGGUCCAGUUUGUGAGUCUGCAGAUUUCUUGGGGAAGGAUAGACAACUUCCAACUCCUGAUAGGGGUGCUGGCUUGGUAGUUCACGAUGCAGGUGCAUACUGCAUGAGUAUGGCAUCAACUUACAAUCUCAAGAUGCGCCCUCCAGAAUACUGGUCAGUUACUCUCUUGGAUAUCCUAUCCCAGACGGCCAGACCUUUUUCUUCAGUAAUGGCUGGUGAUUCCUUGACGGGACUUACGAAUGGUAGUCCUCGUGGACAGCCAAAUCCUCGCAGGACUUACCAAGUUGUUAUGGCGGCUACUUUGGACAUGGGUAUUAGCAAGGAUGGAGUUAUGCCUUGGAAUUUGCCUACUGAUCUCAAGUUCUUCGAGGAUAUAACUUCCAUCACAUCUGAUCCCACCAAAAAGAAUGCUGUUGUCAUGGGUCGAAAGACCUGGGAGAGUAUUCCCCUGAAGAAUCGUCCUCUUCCUGGUCGUCUUAAUGUGGUUCUUACUCGUUCCGGUAGUUUUGAUAUCGCUACUGCUGAAAAUGUUGUAAUAUGUGGGAGUGUGCUUUCUGCUUUGGAAUUGCUGGCUGCACCUCCUUAUUGUCUGUCCAUCGAGAAAGUGUUUAUUACUGGAGGUGGCGAGAUUUUGAAGGAAACCCUCAAUGCUCCUGAAUGUGAUGCUAUUCACCUCACCGAAAUUGAGGCUAACCUUGAAUGUGAUACCUUUAUGCCAGCUAUUGAUCACUCUUUGUUUCAGCCAUGGUGCUCGUCAUUUCCACUUGUUGAAAACAAAGUCUGUUACACAUUUAAUACUUAUGUUCGUGCGAGAAAUUUAGGGGUGGAAUCUUUCAAUCAGACUAAUGGGUUGAUCUGUGAGAAUGGCUCAAACAAUGCCAAGACUGAGGUUACGACAUUCUCUUUUCUACCUAAAAUGGUCUUUGAGAGGCAUGAAGAAUUCAAGUAUCUCAGACUUGUCGAAGACAUUAUUUUGAAUGGCAUGUCAAAAGAUGAUAGAACAGGGACCGGUACUCUUUCUAAAUUUGGAUGCCAGAUGAGGUUCAAUCUGCGAAAGUCAUUUCCGCUCCUCACCACCAAGAAAAUAUUUUGGCGGGGUGUUGUUGAAGAAUUGUUGUGGUUCAUCAGUGGUUCAACAAAUGCCAAGGUCCUGCAGGAGAAAGGGAUCCAUAUAUGGGAUGGCAAUGCAUCUAGAGAUUACCUUGACAGUAUUGGGUUAGCAGAGAGGGAGGAAGGUGACCUGGGGCCAGUAUAUGGCUUCCAAUGGAGACAUUUUGGGGCAAGGUAUACCGACAUGCAUGCUGAUUAUGCUGGCCAAGGGUUUGAUCAAUUGAUGGAUGUUAUUGGAAAAAUUAAAAAUAAUCCAGAUGACAGACGAAUUAUUCUUUCUGCUUGGAAUCCUUCUGAUCUGAAACUUAUGGCGCUUCCACCUUGUCACAUGUUUGCUCAGUUUUAUGUUGCCAAUGGAGAGUUAUCUUGCCAAAUGUAUCAGCGGUCUGCUGACAUGGGCCUUGGGGUUCCUUUCAACAUUGCCUCUUAUGCAUUAUUUACCUGCAUGAUUGCACAUGUUUGUGAUCUCAAACCAGGCGACUUCAUCCAUGUCAUUGGGGAUGCCCAUGUUUACCGCACACACAUUAGACCUCUGCAGGAUCAACUUCAAAAACUACCAAAACCUUUUCCAAUUUUGAAGAUCAACCCUGAUAAGAAAGAUAUAGAAUCUUUUGUGCUGAAUGAUUUUACACUCUUGGGUUAUGAUCCACACAAUAAAAUUGAAAUGAAAAUGGCAGUAUAA
Messenger RNA from Oldenlandia corymbosa var. corymbosa, 3003 nucleotides. Lineage: Eukaryota; Viridiplantae; Streptophyta; Magnoliopsida; Gentianales; Rubiaceae. The record is from the annotation of a GenBank genome assembly.